AUGCCGAAUCUCCGCGUUGGGGCCGCACAUCGAGCCCAUUGCUUCUCGUACACCCAGAUUCUGUUCCUGCUAGUGGCCGGGCGAGGGGUUGCGGUGGGCAUCGGGUCUGCGGGUCCACAUGGCGAUGCGGAAGAUGCUGGUGCAGCUGAAGGGUGGGUCGCAGAAGCGCGGGACGGUGCUGCGUAUGGGGGUGGCGCUGCGGACGUCCCUGGUGCUGCCGAUGGGCUUGCCGACUCGGAUGAUGCAUGUGCCUCGGAUGUGCGUGUCGCUGAAGCGGGCGACGGUGCUGUGGACGGAAGGGGCGCAGCUGAGGGCCCGGGCGCGGCAGAUGGGCCUGGCGUGGCGGAUGAUGCAUGUGCUGCGGCUGGGCGGGUCGCUGCAGCGGGCGACGGUGCUGUGGAAGGGCGGGGCGCUGCGGACGGCCCUGGCGUUGCAGACGGGCCUGGCGUGGCGGAUGAUGCAUGUGCCGCGGUUGGGCGGGUCGCAGCAGCGGGCGACGGUGCUGUGGAAGGGCGGGGCGCUGCGGACGGCCCUGGCGUUGCAGACGGGCCUGGCGGAUGA
Molecule: messenger RNA, 561 nt
Organism: Closterium sp. Yama58-4
Lineage: Eukaryota; Viridiplantae; Streptophyta; Zygnematophyceae; Desmidiales; Closteriaceae
Source: the annotation of a GenBank genome assembly